AUGAAGACAACACUCGUUCUUUUAGCCAUUGUGGGCCUGGCGACAGCUGCGCAAGUUCCUGAUGCAUUCGCUGAUCGUUCCCUCUCGAGCUCAGCCGUCGAAGCUAUCGAAGGUAUUCGUGAUCAGAUGCCAUGCGGUUUUCCCGGUGUCGGCAUUCCACCACUCGCUCCCCUCAAGAUCCCAUACAAAGAGGUUAACAUCGACACUGAGGCUCUACAAUUGCAAGGUGUUGUGGAAAACUUUCGCUUGAAUGGCUUAAACGAUUUCGAUAUCGAGGAGAUGAAGAUCAACGCGAUCACUAGCAAAGUCACCUUCCGCUUCCUCUUCCGCAAUGUGAAUGUCGAUACACAAUACGAUUUGCGUUUGUUCUUGAAGAAGGCCGGUUUCACUAUCAACUUGGUGGGCAAUGGUCCAGCUAAAUUCGCUAUUAAAGAACUGGACAUCAGUGGCGUCGUCAAAUACUCCUUGGGCGUUUUGAGCGGCAAAUUGAAGUUGAAAACGUUGAGCAUUCGCACGCAUAUCGGUGAUGUGGAAUCUGAUAUUCAGGGUGUUCUGGGUGAGGCCGGCAUCAAUCAGCAGUUUAACGGAGCCUUGGCUGAGUUGUUGCAAGUUGGCGUGAAUGAGAAUGAAGACGAGAUUGCUGAUACCAUCGAGUCGAUUGCUUUGCCAAAAGUGAACAGCGUUUUGUCGGAAAUGACUCUAACCGAUUUGGUUAGUUUGGUGACUGGCAAUGGUGAAGAGAGGGAGGAAUGCAUUCCACCAUCAUAUUAAUUGAUUGAAUCCAAUGGUUUUGGAUUGGAUCUUUGUUGCUAAGCUAAGACGUAUUUUUGAGAAUGGAAUAAAAUGUGCAUUUCGGACAAAAAUAUUGCAAUAGACGAUAUAUAAAUAGUAAAGGGGGACGAUACAAGUUUUUUUUUUGUGGAA
Molecule: messenger RNA, 924 nt
Organism: Rhagoletis pomonella (apple maggot)
Lineage: Eukaryota; Metazoa; Arthropoda; Insecta; Diptera; Tephritidae
Exons: 2
Coding region: 1-771 (256 amino acids)
Source: RefSeq, a predicted model, not a curated record